AUGAACCUGACGGACGGUCUCGCCGCUCGGCGCCCGGAUCGCGGGAAUCCUGGCGCGGCGCCGCCCACGUCGCGCCGGCCGGCGCCAAGCGGCUCGCCGGCGGCGGGAUCUGAGCCGGCCAUUGUCUGGUGCACUCCACGCCCGCCGCACUGCACUCGCCCUGCGCGUCUGCGUUUUGUCAUCGUCGCACGUCUGGAGCUGCGCUCUCCGACACGCCCAUCACGAUUCCGUCUCUCCACAGCACACACCGACCGAACGACCGAUCUUUGGGCAGCCCUUACUGACCAUCGAGCUCGAGCAGUAACGAGAUUUCUUGGAUUUUCUGACAGUAUCCAACAAUUGCUGGCUACUAAUGAAGUCCGAGAGGCGACGAAUAAGUAA
Messenger RNA from Angiostrongylus costaricensis, 381 nucleotides. NCBI's taxonomy places the organism in Eukaryota, Metazoa, Nematoda, Chromadorea, Rhabditida, Metastrongylidae. The record is from the annotation of a GenBank genome assembly.